CCUAAACCAACAAAACAAACAAACAAACAAAAAAAAGUUGCUGUUCGAUCGAUUCCCUCAAAUUCAUUCAUCGUCUGUUGGUUCCUCAAUCCUUCAUAAUCUCUCAUCAAUUCAGAUUGCGAAUUUUGUUUUCUUCUUUCUUGAGUCAUCAAUCUGUUGUAGAUGAUUUCGAGAGAUCACCAUCAUCAUCAGGAUACGUUUGGUACUAACAAAUCGUACCACAUGAAUACAUCCACCGUAUCGCCGCCGUCUUCGGCAUCGUCGCAAUCUGCUUGGCUGGAGGUUCGUUUGUUCUACGUCCGCAUCGCUCCCUGUGUUGUUGAGAACGUCCCUGACUUUCUUACCCUCCGUCAUCCUCGCCGUGAAACCGGCGCUUCCCUGGAGGUCAACGGCGUUCGAGUUCCUUCUUCCCAGACGGCGUCUCUUAAACUACGCCGUGAUAGAGUCGACCGGGAAACGUCGGAGGUGACUUACGUUAGCACUGAGACCGUUCGCGUUACGGGAUCCGUUGAUUUUGAGGUUUACCAUAACGACGAUAUGGUCUUGUGUGGGAACCUAGAUAGAAUCGAAGGUGCGUGGAACAACGGAACUGUGAGUGAUCCCAAGACUGGAUGGGGUAUGGAUUGUUACAUAGCUAUGGGCAACGGACAAGGCUCGGCUCCUUCUUCUUCUUCUGCUUUUUUCCAGCCAAAGCUUGGCGUUUCGUCUCCGUCCGUGGAGGUUUAUAUAGCUGGUUGUUGUGGCGGUGUUCCUGUUAUAUUGACCAAGACCAUUCAGGUGAGUCCCAGGAGGAAGGUCGCUAGGCACGUCACUCUCGACGCUAUCCCUGAGGAUGAGGAAGUUGGCAAAGAGCAAGACAUUGCUACCAUUGGUAAUGAUUUGACCCGGCAAAGCAAAGUGCAGAUCAUGGAAUCAGAAGUUGAUGAUUACGAUGAGUCUGAAAUGAAGAUGGCACAGAGAUACUACCCUGAGGGGAUGUACGUUGAUGAGGAUGGGCAACUCUCAUGGUUUAAUGCAGGUGUCAGAGUUGGAGUUGGGAUAGGCCUUGGGAUGUGCCUUGGUGUAGGCAUUGGAGUUGGAUUACUCAUGCGUUCGUAUCAAGCAACAACUAGUAACCUUCGUAGGAGGUUUCUCUGAUCAUCACCUACCAUCGACUAUACAAACCCACUUAGACAUGUGGAGAUCCUAAGGAUCAUGACAUAGUAGUGGGUUAUAAAAGAAAUGAGAUAGAAUUUUGGUAGAUAGAUGUAUAGAGCUUUUGGUUUUCACCGGUUUGUGUCCUUCUUUUGCGUAUAUAUAAUCGGCUCUGUUCAUAUACUAUAGUAGCACAAGAGAGAGUUCCCAUCUUGCCUUAGUCAUGUGUUUUUCUCUUUUUCUCAAGUCUGUGCUCUUGUGUGGAAAGAGAUGUUGUUGUUGUUGUCAAACUCUGAAGUUUGUCCUUCGGUUCCCGGUCCGGAAAUAAUGUGGCAUAAGGAGUGUGUACAUGUUUCACCUGUAUAACUUGGUUUGCGUUUUGUCGGUAAACGUAAACGACUUCGUAACUAAAUAUAUGUAUAGACGACGUCGUUUAUUUUUA
Messenger RNA from Capsella rubella, 1576 nucleotides. RefSeq lists its product as uncharacterized. Bases 163 to 1137 code for a protein of 324 amino acids. The transcript has 2 exons. The record is from RefSeq and is a predicted model, not a curated record. NCBI's taxonomy places the organism in Eukaryota, Viridiplantae, Streptophyta, Magnoliopsida, Brassicales, Brassicaceae.